AUGGUGAAGCUCAAGGAAAGAGGCAAAGGAGGCAGUUCAAGAAAACAGAAGAAAGAUCUCAGCAAGGUGACAUGCUACAACUGUAAAGAAACAGGGCAUUUUAAAUCUGACUGCCCUAAGUUGAAGAAGGAAGAAAAGCCGAAGAAAGGAAAGAAAAAGGGACUGAUGGCAUCAUGGGAGGAUCUGGAAAAUGAUUCAGAAGAUGAUGAAGAAUCCGAAACCAAGUCUCAACCUUGUCUUAUGGAUGACCACGUUGAACAGUUUUAUCUCAUAGGAAAACAGGAGAUAAAAAUCAGGGAGUAUUGGAAGAGCUAUGAUCAAGGGAGAGACUGCGCAGAAAUUAAUCCUUAUGGGCGCCACCAAAUUUCUUUGACCCCACUUUGA
Arachis ipaensis is the source of this 384-nucleotide messenger RNA. NCBI's taxonomy places the organism in Eukaryota, Viridiplantae, Streptophyta, Magnoliopsida, Fabales, Fabaceae. The record is from RefSeq and is a predicted model, not a curated record.